Molecule: messenger RNA, 1285 nt
Organism: Dermatophagoides pteronyssinus (European house dust mite)
Lineage: Eukaryota; Metazoa; Arthropoda; Arachnida; Sarcoptiformes; Pyroglyphidae
Product: protein FAM50 homolog
Biological process (GO): chromatin organization
Cellular component (GO): nucleus
Source: RefSeq, a predicted model, not a curated record
AAAUAGCCACCAGGUUUAUUGUUUACCAAAAAAAUUUGUUCGAAUGGGUUUCAUUCAAUUUUGGAUCAAUUUUUCAUUCUUUCAAUUUUGACAAUAAAGUUUUUGUUUUUUAAAAAACAGAAAGAAAUGGCUCAUUAUAAAGGUGCAGCAUCCGAAGGUGGUCGAGCAUUACAAUUACAGAAACAACGUGAAAAAGCAUUAGAAGAUUUGGAAUUACGAAAGAAAAAAAUUGGUGAUGAAUUGAAAUUAUCGAAUAUUGGUAAUAAAUUUGCUGCUCAUUAUGAUGCUAUUGAACAACAGAUUAAAUCAUCAACUGUUGGUUUGGUUACAUUGGGUGAAAUGCGUGCUAAACAAGAAGGUCUUGUUAAAGAACGUGAAAGACAAUUAGCAUUGAAAAAAGAAUCAAUGAUUAAAAAAGAGAUUGAAUUACGUAAUGAACAGAAAGAAAAACAACGAAAACAAAUUAAAGCAUUAUCGUUUCGGCUUGAUGACGAUGAUGAAGAUGAAGACGAAGAUGAAGAAGAAAAACAGAAUAAUGAUGAUAAUGAUACCAAUAAUAAUGGUGAUGGCAAAUCUGAAACCGAUAUAAUUCCAAAUAACGAUAUCGUCAAUAAUGAAGAUUCAAAAUCAAAUUUAGAUUCAUCCGAUAGUAUCAGUCAAGAUUCAUUUAAUCAUGAACCAGAAAAGAAAAAACGUAAAAUGAUAAAAAAUCCUGAUGUUGAUACAAGUUUUCUACCGGAUCGUACACGUGAAGAAGAAGAAAAUCGUCUCCGUGAACAGCUACGACAAGAAUGGGUAGAAAAACAGGAAAAAUUAAAAAAUGAAGAAAUUGAAAUUACAUUCAGUUAUUGGGAUGGUUCUGGUCAUCGACGAUCAGUAAUGAUGAAAAAAGGCAAUACAAUUUAUCAAUUUUUACAAAAAUCACUGGAAUUAUUACGUAAAGAAUUUCAUGAAUUAAAAACAGUUACAACUGAUCAAUUAAUGUAUAUAAAAGAAGAUUUAAUUAUACCACAUCAUUAUAGUUUUUAUGAUUUUAUUGUUACAAAAGCACGUGGUAAAAGUGGACCAUUAUUUAGUUUUGAUGUACAUGAUGAUAUACGAUUAGUAUCGGAUGCAACUGUUGAACGUGAUGAAUCACAUGCUGGUAAAGUAUUAUUACGUAGCUGGUAUGAACGUAAUAAACAUAUAUUUCCGGCUAGCCGUUGGGAACCAUAUGAUCCACAAAAAAAUUAUGAAAAAUAUACUAUCGGGGAUCGUGUUAAAAAAUAGAAAAAAAAACCAAAAU